Zea mays is the source of this 1394-nucleotide messenger RNA. Its product is annotated as myb-related protein 306. The coding region runs from base 185 to 1084 and encodes 299 amino acids. NCBI's taxonomy places the organism in Eukaryota, Viridiplantae, Streptophyta, Magnoliopsida, Poales, Poaceae. The transcript has 3 exons. The record is from RefSeq and is a predicted model, not a curated record. Gene Ontology annotation, biological process: response to auxin.
AAUUCGCCUCCCGCGAGAGUGGGAGGAAAGCAAGCUACUAGCCGAAGCAGAGCCAGGGGUCAAAGGUCCUCUUGGCUAGUCUUUUUCUUGCCAAGUUAGCGUCACCGUCACGCACGCAGAGGCCAGAGGCCACCCAACAGGGUACAGCUGCUGAGGAGCUAGCUUAGCGUCGGGGAACCGAGGCAUGGGGAGGCCACCGUGCUGCGAGAAGGGUGGGGUGAAGAAGGGGCCCUGGACGCCGGAGGAGGACCUCGUUCUCGUCUCCUAUGUGCAGGACCACGGCCCCGGGAACUGGCGCGCCGUGCCCACGAACACCGGGCUUAUGCGCUGCAGCAAGAGCUGCCGGCUCCGGUGGACCAACCAUCUCCGCCCGGGCAUCAAGUGCGGCAACUUCAGCGACCAGGAAGAGAAGCUCAUCAUCCACCUGCAGGCGCUGCUCGGGAACAGGUGGGCCGCGAUCGCGUCGUACAUGCCGGAGCGCACAGACAACGACAUCAAGAACUACUGGAACACGCACCUCAAGAAAAAGUUCACUAGAACGGGCGCUGCUGGCGCCGAGGCGAGGAGCGGCAGAUGGGCCGCGCCCAGGGGACAGUGGGAACGGCGGCUGCAGACGGACAUCCACACCGCGCGCCAGGCACUCAGGGAGGCACUGUCGCUGGACCCCGCGCCUCUGUCCACAAAGCCCCCGGAGCAACUGCCGCAGCCGACGGCGCCCGCUAGCCAGGCGACGUCGUACGCUUCCAGCGCCGAGAACAUAGCACGCCUGCUGGAGGGCUGGUGGUCGAUGCACCCCGGCGCCGCGGGAAAGGUGUCGUCCGGGUCGAGGUCCUCCUCCGUCUCCGUCUCCGUGUUCUCGGACGACGAUGGCGUAAUAUCUGCGAGCAACAGCGGUGGCACAGCGGCAGCGCGCACGCCAGAGGCGUCGAUCAGGAUGACCAAGGCUGACGGCGAGGGCACCGCGGGGCCGGGGCCGGGGCCAUCGUUCUCAAUGCUGGAGAGCUGGCUGCUCGACGACGCCAUGGGACAUGGCGACACGGGGCUCGUCACCGUGCCGAUGGGCGACCCGUGCGACUUCUUUUAGACCGGAUCGGAGAGCCCGUGGCAAGUAUGGAGAAACAAAAUAAAAAGUUCAGUAAUAACUACUAGCAGGCUGGAAGUAGAAGUGAGUGGCCAGAAACUCAAAUCCCUGCUAAUCUAGAUGAAUGCAAUGCAAAGCUGGUGUUGAGUGUUGACCAAAACUUAAAGUUGACUAAUCCAGUUCCUUGCUUCUAUUUUUUUUUAGAAAAAAAUAAUCUCGGUUGUAGAGAAGUAGCACUAUAUGCGACGGCUGUCCACCUACCGACAAUCGGUACCUGUUUUUUCUGCCGCCAAAACGGUUCAACCAGAUGAGA